This is a messenger RNA of Elephantulus edwardii (Cape elephant shrew), 1434 nucleotides long. RefSeq names its product regulator of microtubule dynamics 3 (gene RMDN3). Lineage: Eukaryota; Metazoa; Chordata; Mammalia; Macroscelidea; Macroscelididae. The record is from RefSeq and is a predicted model, not a curated record. Gene Ontology annotation, cellular component: spindle microtubule; mitotic spindle pole; cytoplasm. Gene Ontology annotation, molecular function: microtubule binding. The transcript is spliced from 12 exons. The coding region runs from base 19 to 1434 and encodes 471 amino acids.
UGCGGCUGCAGGGACAGCAUGUCUAGACUGGGGGCCCUGGGUGGCGCCCGCACCGGCCUGGGACUGUUGCUGGGCACCGCUGCGGGCCUUGGAUUCCUCUGGGCGUUUUACAUCCAGCGGUGGAAACGAACUCAGCGCCAUGGCCAAGGCCAGAGCCUACCCAACUCCCUGGACUACACGCGGACUUCAGAGCCAGGACGUCAGGUGAUGCUGAUGCGGCCAGUCCCAGGUGAGGCUGGAGAUGCUGCAGUGCUGCCAAGCCUUCCACGGGAGGGGCAGGAGGAGGUGCUGGACCGCCUGGACUUUGUGCUGAACAGUCUCGUGGCCCUACGACGGGAGGUGGAGGAGCUGAGGGGCAGCCUGCAAGGGCUUGCUGGGGAGAUUGUCGGGGAGGUCCGAUCCCACAUGGAGGAGCACCAGAGAAUGGCCCGGAGGCGAAGGCUCCCAUUUGCCAGAGAGAGAAGCGACUCCACUGGCUCCAGCUCCAUCUACUUCACAGCCACCUCUGGAACCACACUCACAGAUGCUGAGAGCGAAGGAGGGUACACAACAGCCAACGCCGAGUCUGACUAUGAGCAGGACUCUGACAGGGAGAGUGAGGACGGGGAAGAUGAUGUGAGCUGUGAGACGGUGAAGAUGGGAAGAAAGGAGUCUCUGGACCUGGAGGAGGAGGUGGUGUCAGGCCUUGGGCCCGGUGCCCUGGGAGACGGAGAAGCUGCUGGCCAGGAGGACGUGUUACCCCUCUUGCAGCAGGUGGAUGCGCUGCACCUGGGCAGCAAGCAGGACAAGCGGGAGGGCUUCCAGCUGCUGCUCAACAACAAGCUGGCGUAUGGAAGCCGGCAGGACUUUCUCUGGCGCCUGGCCCGGGCCUACAGUGACAUGUGUGAGCUCACCGAGGAGAUGAGUGAGAAGAAGUCAUAUGCCGUAAGUGGAAAAGAAGCAGCAGAGGCCGCUCUGGAGAAAGGAGACAAGAAUGCCGAGUGUCACCAGUGGUACGCGGUGCUUUGUGGUCAGCUGGCUGAGCAUGAGGGCAUCCAGAGGCGCAUCCAGAGUGGCUUUAGCUUCAAGGAGCAUGUGGACAAAGCCAUUGCUCUCCAGCCUGAAAACCCCAUGGCUCACUUUCUCUUGGGCAGGUGGUGCUAUCAGGUCUCCCACCUUAGCUGGCUAGAAAAAAAAACUGCUACUGCUUUGUUAGAGAGUCCUCUCUGUGCCACCGUGCAGGACGCCCUACAGAGCUUCCUCAAGGUUGAAGAACUACAGCCAGGAUUUUCCAAAGCAGGAAGGAUAUAUAUUUCUAAGUGCUACAGAGAACUAGGAAAAAACUCUGAAGCUAGACGGUGGAUAAAGUUGGCCCUGGAACUACCAAAUGUCACUAAUGAGGAUUCAGCUUUCCAGAAAGACUUGGAAGAAUUGCAAGUAGUUUUAGGAGAAUAA